AUGAGAUACCAGGAAACUUCUGUCUCGUGUACAUCUCAAAUGAACAAGUCAGGCGCUGUUGUCGUAGUGGUCGGAAAUGGGACUGACUCCCCCGUGGUAGAUCUUUGGCAAAAGAGGAUGUACGAAUUCAUUAGAUCAGAAGGAUUCACGAAGAAGACGCAACGGGACAAUUCCAAGUCCCAAAACGCGUUCAUGAUAUAUCGAAAAGAUCUAAGCGCGAACGCACCUGGGGGUGAACUUUCCGGACUUGCCGGAAACAUCAAUCUCAAAGCUCUACUUCGACGUUUCACUGAAGAAUUAUUAAAUCAGGUAGAAACUGAAAGGAGGGAAAGAUGA
This is a messenger RNA of Funneliformis caledonium, 336 nucleotides long. The record is from the annotation of a GenBank genome assembly. NCBI's taxonomy places the organism in Eukaryota, Fungi, Glomeromycota, Glomeromycetes, Glomerales, Glomeraceae.